Dendrobium catenatum is the source of this 840-nucleotide messenger RNA. RefSeq lists its product as uncharacterized. The coding region runs from base 75 to 662 and encodes 195 amino acids. Lineage: Eukaryota; Viridiplantae; Streptophyta; Magnoliopsida; Asparagales; Orchidaceae. The transcript has 3 exons. The record is from RefSeq and is a predicted model, not a curated record.
CACUUGAUUUUCAUGAAUGGGAGGGAGAAGCGGAAUAUGAAUAUGUGAAGCAUCAUGGAGUAUCAAUCUUCCUCAUGAAAUCAGGGAUGUUAGGAACUCUCCGUGCUCUGUGGGAUGUCUUUCCCUUAUUUACAAAUACUGGAUGGGGUGAGAACUCAAAUGUUAAUUUUUUGAAGAAACACAUGGGAGCAAAGUUUGAGGAACGCCCAGAACCAUGGUUUUCUAGCAUCAAUGUUGAUGACGUCCAUUCAGGAGAUUUCUUAGUUUUAUCUAAAAUUCGUGGAAGAUGGGGUGGUUUUGAGACCCUGGAAAAGUGGGUAACUGGUGCAUAUGGUGGUCAUUCUGCUGUUUGCCUAAAGGAUUCAGAAGGAAAGUUAUGGGUUGCAGAGUCUGGGCAUGCAAAUGACAAGGGCGAAGAUAUCAUUGCUAUAUUGCCAUGGGAGGAGUGGUGGAGCUUCGAAUUGAACAAAGAUGACUCAGAUCCUCACAUUGCAUUGCUUCCUCUGCAUCCAAAUCUUCGAGCCAAAUUCAACAAUAGUGCAGCUUGGGAGUAUGCUAGAAGCCUGGAUGGAAAGCCUUAUGGGUACCAUAAUAUGAUCUUUAGUUGGAUAGAUACUACAAGUGGGAACUACCCACCACCAUUGGAUGCACAGUUGGUAUAGUAAUUACUUGUGCAUCUUAGUCUCUGUUUUUGGCUUUUCGACCAAUUUCGUACAUACAUAAGGAUGAAGAUGGUCUCUGAGAGAUUUAUAAGUUGGCAAAAAAAAUGUGGCAAGAGUAUAUUGCUGCUCUAAGACAUCACUGCAUUUUGAUACUGCUUUAACUAUUCUAUUAUGUCAA